Messenger RNA from Selaginella moellendorffii, 1722 nucleotides. RefSeq names its product pentatricopeptide repeat-containing protein At1g07590, mitochondrial. Gene Ontology annotation, cellular component: mitochondrion. NCBI's taxonomy places the organism in Eukaryota, Viridiplantae, Streptophyta, Lycopodiopsida, Selaginellales, Selaginellaceae. The transcript is spliced from 3 exons. The record is from RefSeq and is a predicted model, not a curated record. Gene Ontology annotation, molecular function: protein binding. The coding region runs from base 5 to 1648 and encodes 547 amino acids.
CGCGAUGCGUGCUACUGUGUCGAGGGCGUGGAGAAUCAUCGCCGCGCCAUCCAGAUGGAGUAAUGGCCAGCAUUCUUUCGCUCCUCCGCGGCUAAAUCCCUCUGCGAGUCUUGGCUGCCGGAGAGCGUAUGCCGAAGAGGCGGGGGCCAAGGUUGAAGAUGAGAGUGGCAACGAUCCGGAAGAAGGGAAGAAGGAGAAGGGCAGCCUCGUUAGCCUGUGCUUAAAGACUCCCGAUCUCUCUGUGAGGAGGAUCGAGGCAUGGGCCGCCCAAGGCAACACUGUCACGCAGGGAAAUAUCUCCGAGGUCAUCGAAGCUCUUUGUGUCCAGAAGAGAUUUCUCGCAGCAUUGCGGGUGAUGGAAUUCGCUCGCCAGAGGACUGAUUUUGUCUUCUCGCUCGAGGAUGCCAAGCAGGAGGUGACCAUUGCAACUCGCAAGCUUGGGUCCUUCGCAGGGCAGAAAAAAAUCAAUUCCCUCCCUGAGAAGUUCCGGUCCAACGAGGAAGUAGUAGCUGCAUACCUCCGGGCUCUGACAAGGAUCAACGCGGCGUCCAAGGCACUUUCUCUCAUCAAAGAUCUCAAGCCCACCACUCCAGCGCUCUACAGCUCCAUGAUCUCCGUGUACGCCUUCUUGGCCAUGCACGAGAAGAUGCUGGCUCUUUACACCGACAUGAAGGAGCUGGGAGUCAAGCCGACUCUGGAGAUCGUCAUGCUGAUGCUUCUCAAGUACCACAAGAGGGUUGGGGGUCUUCCAGGAAUCGAGGAAGAAGCUCGAGCUGCUCUGGAAGAGAUUGAUCCGCGUGCCGCAGAGCCAUUGAUCCGGAACUACAUGCUGGAGAUGUAUGGAUACUUGGGCGAUCGAGACAAAGUCGAGAACAUCUGGAGCAUCAUACGGGCCCAGCCGGGAGGGACCUUUCGCAACUGUUACUUCAGUGCAAUGCUCGCGUUUGGCUACCUCCGGGACGUGGACAGAGCCGAGGAGCUACUCCGGGAGUCCGUGGAGGUGGUCAAGGUGAUCCCGGGAAGAAACCAGUACUUUAAGAUGCUCGACGUGUACGCCAAGAUGGGGAUGAUGGACAAGGCGGAGAAGCUCUUGGAGGAGAGAGCCGAGGAUCAGUACCGGAACUUCUAUCCUUGCAACGCUCUGGUGGAGGGAUACUUGUCCUUAAACGACCCGGACAAGGCUUUGAAGAAGAUGGAGGAGCUCGGAUCGAGCCGCCCGAGCUACGAGGCAGUUGUGGGCCUCCUUCCGGUGCUCGAGAGCAAAAAAGACACACUCGCCACCAAGAAGUUGAUCCGUGCCUAUCUGUUCCAGUACCGUGGAGACGUCUACCUCUAUAACAAGAUGCUCAAAGUUUACGUCGCGGCGGGAAAGCGGCCGGGGCCGAGAAUGUUGGCCAGGUUUGAGAUCGAUCCAAACGACGAGACCCGCGAGCUCAUGAAGGUCAUUGAGGGGUUCCCAGAGCCUACGGAAUCGGAGGAUGUCAUCAUGGAAGAAAGCGAGAAGAAGGUCGAGAAGAAGGUGGAAGACAAGCCAUCAGCAGAGAGUAAGAAGAACAAGAGCAAGAACAAGAAAAAGAAGAACGAGGAAUCAUCCAAGCAAGAGAAGAGGCCUGAAGGAAAGUGGGAGUUUCUACAAUCUUUGGUUUAAAGUCUAGCUUGUUUAUACUAGUGUUUCUUGUAAGCUUCAAAGUUAGAAUGAGAGAUUUCUAGCUUCUAGUUCCA